CUCGCUUUCGACGUUGAGAACGAUUGGAAUAACGGAUUUCUCUAAUUCAUGCGUGUAUGUGUAUCGAUCUUCAUGUGAAGUAGAGCGUCGAUAGUGUGUGUUUGUGUAUUCUACAACUCACUGUAGUUGCUGCUGUACCCACCCGCCAAUGAAGGAUUAUGAUGGAAGAUGAAACUCGGCCGCGUCCCGAGUCGCCAUUUGUGUGUAUUUCUUUUCUCCGUUGUAGUGGGUCUCGCCAGCUCCUGAAACGAAUAAAACAAAGUCGACAACAGAAACAGAUGAAAAUUUAUGAGCUGUUGUCCCCAUUUAGUACUUUUUAUGACAAAUCCUUACAAAUUAUCUUGCACCAUCUGAUUCUUUCUUCACCAGGAGGUAGAAGCUGCCUCGUUUCGUAGUUAUUAUGUACGCUGAACAGCUUUGUUAUUGUGGUAAUGUUCCCAAUAGCAAGUUUAACAAUGUAUGAUGCCACUCAUUGAGAACGAAGAUAUGGGAAUGUCGUUCCUAACUCAGAAGGUAAAGGGGGAACGACAUUCCCCUAUGUAUCGACAUUCUCAAUGAGUGGAAGCAUUCCAACAAACUCGUCCUCGAGAGUCAAUGUUUACUACAACUAGCAGAAGUCAGACUUGUUUACUAAUCCAUACUAGGUACUACCAGGUACUAUGUCGUUUUGACUCCUUUCGCUCUCUCGUCAAAGAACAUUUCCUUGCACAGAUCUGAUGAACAUAGAUAAUGAACAAUUUCAAUUGAGGCAGCACCAGCUAGCAUCUCAUUUCGUCCGUAGGUUUAAGAAUAUCGCACAUCGACAUCUUCGAGAAGUUAGUUGUAUGUAGUUGAUAGGCUCUAGGCCUUGUUAGUCCGUAGGUUGUAAGUCGCAUGUCUUUCUCAUGAUUUUUCUUAUCGCGUUAUAGUUUUCUAGUCGAUGAAGAAGGUUAGUAAAAGCAUGUCUAUUUGAUGUCGAAAACCUACAACAUCAUUUAUUACGAAUGUCUAAGUAUAAUGAGUAUAUUGACUUUGACGUUUCGUGGACCCAGCAUCCUAACAUUAUUGCUAAAUUCCGUAGUUGCCUCUUCCUCCUCGCAUGUGAGCGAUGGGUGGCCAUCAAAAGUUAUCUUGUCAGUCUAUGAAAUUUCUUUCGCUAGGACCACAGUUGAUGUCUAGAAAAGCUAUCUUGUUCACGAAUGAUUUCCAUUAUUAUUUUCAACGACAUUAACAAACAAUAACAUGAAGAUUCAAGAACAUCAAUAUCAACAUGAUCGCCUCCAAUUUCUUGUUCAAUUUAUUACUUUAUGCACACGCCAACGGCAUUAACCGUGGCAACCUCAACAUUUUUUCUAGAAUGAUAGAACCAUAUCCUGAUCGAGCAUGAUUUAGGAAACCACCCUUCACGACGUCCACGAAGGAGGUUGUCGUGUCAACAUGGCACCGUGCUAUGUAGUGGAA
Amoebophrya sp. A25 is the source of this 1440-nucleotide messenger RNA. Lineage: Eukaryota; Dinophyceae; Syndiniales; Amoebophryaceae. The record is from the annotation of a GenBank genome assembly.